Messenger RNA from Nematocida homosporus, 984 nucleotides. RefSeq lists its product as uncharacterized. The record is from RefSeq and is a predicted model, not a curated record. Bases 1 to 984 code for a protein of 327 amino acids. Lineage: Eukaryota; Fungi; Microsporidia. The transcript has a single exon.
AUGAACAAAAGGUUAAAUGAGUACUCUUUGAAUGUUUAUCAAGUAGUUUGUUUGGUUAUUGGAUUGUGUUGUGUUUGGUGUAGUUCUGAUGAGGAUUCAUAUACGAAUGCGACGGGUAAUAUAUUUAAAAGGCUCACGUUAGAUAUAGAUAGUCAAAUAGAAUCGAAAUAUGCUGCGAUGACCGAAACAAUAAACAAUCUGAAAUUCGUAAGGAAUAAACAAUCAACGCGAAUAAAUCAAAUAAAGCAGCGCCAACAGAACCUCGAGAAAGAAGAACAAAAGGCUUCUGAGAACAUGAACGCAACCCAAAGUGGUUGUAGCUUCUCUGACAAAUCAAAGAAUCUAGUCGGACAAAAGAAGGUUGAGUUGAUAUCUCAACUAGUCAGAGAAGAAAUAAUACGGCAAAGUCUUGAUAUAAUUGCCCAACAAAUGGACCAAUGGUUAUCUGAAUGCAAGAAUAUCCCGAUGCCCGAAGAAUCGCCAAUAGAGAGCAUACGUAAGCUAGAAAAGAUAGCAAAACGACUAAUCCAAGUUAAUAGUAACUUAAAGGGCCCACAAAAUCAAUCUCCGAAUGCCGAAAUAAGCCUAGCUAAAAAUGGUCUAAUCGCAAUAGACGCCCAAUACAAUCCCCAUGAAUUAAAAAGCCGAAUCAAAGUGAUCAUAAUAGAAGAACUAACGAAAAUACUACCUAAGAUUGAUACGUUAGGCCGGGACGAUAUAACUCAAGUUAUGGAUCCGGUGGUAGAUCAAUUAUUGAAACAUGAUGAACUCGAAAGUCUCGGCAACAUAUCUAGGAUAAUUGAAGAAGCGUUAGUUCAACUUGAUAAUAGGUCUAAAAACAUGAAAGUCAAAAGUGAAAGUGAAAGUAAACAGGAGCCCACUGAUUCAGAACCCUCUACUUCAAGAACUCAAUCAAGCAAUCCCCAAACUAACAAAUCUGGCAUGGACGGUAAACCUCAUUCAAGUAGGAAGUCUGCUGGCUAA